AAAAUCGAUGCCUGAUUGUUGGAGGAUGAGAACGUAAAUGGAAGGCUUACAACGCUACAUUCAAAAUUUGGCUCAAUUGCUGGAUGCGUGGUUUUUGUCUGAAAUUACCUCUUUACCCCCCUUGAAGUGUUUUUAUAUUCAUUGUUCCGUGAUCGGUGCCCUAAUCUACGCCUUCUUUCUUGGAGACGAAUCGCACCAUAAUCGGAGACGCACCGUCGAAGCGCAGCUUUCGCUAACGUCGCAUCACAUGGCAGAGACAGACACAGGGACAGGAAAGGAGGACCCCAAGGACGAGGAGACAAAGAAAGCCUUGGUCAGCACAUCUUUGAAACUACUGGAGGGAUCAGCUUUGCGUAUUAACAAUUUAAUCGAUGUUGCCACUGAGGGUGGUAUGUACCUCAACCGUAUUGAUGGGAAGAACAACCCAAACGUGUGUGCUUACAGGAUGACCCCUGAGGCUAGUUUUCCGGUUGAAGAUGUUCGUGGCUACUACUUGAGCAGGUGCCCUAUCACUUUCACCCUAAAACCUAAGGAGUCGAUUGAUCUUGAUCUGGAGCUUCGAUUCGAUAUACCAUUUGGUCUCAAUGUUAUGAUCAGUACUGAACCAGGACAGUCGAACUUGAUAGCUGAUGGGAUGCUUCUUGAAGCAAAUUACAGAAAGAGUGUUAAGAUUCAUCUGAAAAAUGAAACCCCAGGUGAUCAAACCAUUCUUCCAGGUGAGAUCGUGGCAAGAUGCGACACUAGUCUCGCAUAAAUAACCGAGUAUUCAGUCUCUUACUUCCACUGAAAACAGCUGUUAAUGACAUUCUACUUUUUCUUCUUUUUUGUUUCUUUUUUUCCCUACUAUGUUGCAUUCUAUUGCAAGACAAUUUUCUACUGGGUAUGAAAUAUGACAUAUUUUGUCAUUUCGUUUAA
This is a messenger RNA of Lactuca sativa (garden lettuce), 915 nucleotides long. RefSeq lists its product as uncharacterized. Lineage: Eukaryota; Viridiplantae; Streptophyta; Magnoliopsida; Asterales; Asteraceae. The record is from RefSeq and is a predicted model, not a curated record.